Messenger RNA from Myotis davidii, 693 nucleotides. RefSeq names its product cytochrome c oxidase assembly factor 1 homolog. The coding region runs from base 37 to 282 and encodes 81 amino acids. NCBI's taxonomy places the organism in Eukaryota, Metazoa, Chordata, Mammalia, Chiroptera, Vespertilionidae. The transcript has 3 exons. Gene Ontology annotation, biological process: mitochondrial respiratory chain complex IV assembly; mitochondrial respiratory chain complex I assembly. Gene Ontology annotation, cellular component: mitochondrial inner membrane. The record is from RefSeq and is a predicted model, not a curated record.
UUAAUCUUUUUUUUUUUUUAGGCUCUAGGAAGCAGGAUGCCGCAAGUGCCUCUGGGAAAAGUGAUCCUUUAUACCAGUGUGAUGACUAGUGGGGGCUGUGCCCUUGUGUAUUACCUUACACAAAAAGCUUUUUCCAGGGCUUCCUAUUACCAGUUGGCACUGGAGCAGCUGCAUGGCCACCCUGAGGCCCUGGAAGCUCUGGGCCCUCCUCUCAACACUCACCAUCUCCAGCUCACGGACAAGUACAACUUUGUGGACAUCGCUGAUGCCAAGGACAAUUGAUGUGGCAGGGAAUGCAGUGUUUGUGCUCAAGUGCCAUUUUGAACCGAUAGAGAAAUGACCAGUGGUAGUUGGCCACCACGUAUUUCAGCUUCAAACUUGAAAUAUAUCUACAGACAGUUAACGCUUAUUCAAAUGUAAACAACUUCUUUAAAUUUUAGUUUUGAAGCUUAUUUAUUUACAUUGAUUGUCUGGAAUGCCAGUCUAUUUUUUCCAGCUAUAUUUUGUCUUCUUUCAUAGUUUAGCUAUUAAACCUCAGCCAAAUAUAAAAUGCAUUUGUUCUUCUGUUUAACAAAUAUGUGUUGAGUACAUUCUGAGCUAGAAAAGUGAUUCUAAGUUGUGUGGGGAAUACAGAAAUGCAGAAGGCUUUCUGGGAGUUUAUAGUUUAAAAUUCCAGAAUAAGACAGGGUGAAG